Echinostoma caproni is the source of this 243-nucleotide messenger RNA. NCBI's taxonomy places the organism in Eukaryota, Metazoa, Platyhelminthes, Trematoda, Plagiorchiida, Echinostomatidae. The record is from the annotation of a GenBank genome assembly.
AUGUCAAACGAAUUUGAAGAAGCCAUCGCUUUCUUCAUGGAACAUUUGGACACUGAUAAGAACGGAAAACUAUCGAAAGCUGAGAUUUUGACUAUUCAUGAAUCCGACGCGUUCAAAAAGAACAUCGAUGAUCUGUUCAAAAAAUACGAUCGCGAUCAAGAUGGCGAGUUGAAUCGAGAAGAACUGAUCAUGUGGCUCGAGACCGAAUUUCCUGAAGGCGAACCUAGAUACGGACUCGAAUAG